UUCCCCAUUCAGUGCCUAACAGUUGACUUGUCUUUUGUGAUUUAGGCUAUUACUUCCUCCCUUCCUUUAUUCCUAACCUCAGCGAAUUAUCUGGAGCUGAUUCAGGCCCACAAGUUUUCCAUGGGUGGGCCCAGGUUCCUUGCCCGGCCUCCUCCUGCAGGCACCCACUCAGAGGAUGAGGCCAGGUAGGAAACGCCUGUGGAGCUGCUUCUGAGAAGGUCUUGGGAACUCAUUGCCACUGUGACUGACCAUGCAAAAUGGAAAGAAUUGUACAGAUGAUAUUCUUUCUCUUCCUCCACCCAACCCUUCCUGAAGCUGUAGGUCUUGGCCUUUUCCUUACCUGGGUGAUGAAGGCCAUGCAGCCAUGACCAGCCAGCAACUUUACAAAGGACAGAAAGUACAAAAAAGGAAUAGACUCCUCUAUCUGUAGGAAAACAUAACCAUAUAUCAGACUUUAACACAUCUUUCUGAACGCACAUAGGGUGAAGCCAUAAAAAUUCAUGGAGUGUGAACACAGCUCUGUUACGAGUGAUGGUCUUUCUCCACCUCCACCCGGGGACAAGCAGAGUAGAGGCGUGAAAUGUGAAAACAGCUUUACUGAAAUCGGAGACUAUGCUACUGAUCAAACAACCUAUGCAUGGGAGGAACCAUGUAAAUAUAAGGAAUGCGGAAAUAGCUUCGGUGAAAACCAUACUCUCGCAACAGAUACAAGAACCCACUCUGGAGACGCAGCACAUCGGUGUAUGGAAUGUGGAAAGAGCUUCAGCAGAAAGAGUAAUCUCACAUCGCAUAAAAGAACACAUACUGGAGAGAAACCCUAUAACUGCACAGAGUGUGGGAAAAGUUUCACUUUUCGCAGUGUACUUACAGAACACCAAAAAACUCACACUGGGGAGAGGCCCUAUAAAUGCAUAGAAUGUGGGAAGAGCUUCUAUAACAGUUCAGCGCUUAUUGUACACCAAAGAAGCCACACGGGGGAGAAACCGUAUCCAUGUAUGGAAUGUGGAAAGAGCUUCAGUCGCAGAUAUGAGCUCACCUCACAUGGAAGAACCCACAGUGGAGAGAAACCAUAUACGUGCAAGGAAUGCGGACGGAGCUUCGGCAGAAGUGGCAAUCGCCUUUUACAUGAAAGAAGACAUUUUGGAGUGAAACCAUAUGAAUGCAUGGAGUGUGGAAAGAAGUUCACUGCAAGCUGUACUCUUACAGAACACGUAAGAACCCAUACAGGUGAGAAACCAUAUACAUGCUUAGAAUGUGGAAAGAGCUUCAGUCAGAGCGGCAGCCUGACUUCACAUCAAACAAUCCACACCAGGGAGAAACCAUAUAGAUGCAUGGAAUGUGGAAAGUGCUUUAGUCAAAAAAGAAGCCUUAGUUCUCAUAAAAAAAUUCACACGGGGGAGAAACCGUAUACAUGCUUAGAAUGUGGAAAGAACUUCAGUCAGAGCAGUGCCCUUAGUUUACAUCAAAGAACCCAUACCGGGGAGAGACCAUAUAAAUGUGUGGAAUGUGGAAAAAGCUUCAGUUGCAAUGGCAGUCUUAAUUCACAUCAAAGAAUUCACACUGGGGAGAAACCAUAUGAAUGCAUGCAAUGUGGAAAGACCUUCAGUCAAAGUAGCCACCUUAGUUCUCAUCAAAGAACUCAUACUGGGGAGAAACCAUAUCAAUGCAUGGAAUGUGGAAAGAGCUUCAGUUGCAACAGUGGGCUCCGGUCACAUCAAAGAACUCACACUGGGGAAAAACCAUAUGCAUGCUUAGAAUGUGGAAAGAGCUUCAGUCAGAGCAGUGCCCGUAAUUUACAUCUAAGAAUUCACACUGGUGAGAAACCAUAUAAGUGCAUGAAAUGUGGAAAGAGCUUCAGCCACAGCGGCAGUCUUAGUUCACAUCAAAGAACUCACACUGGGGAGAAACCAUAUGGGUGCGUGGAAUGUGGAAAGAGCUUUGGUCAAAGCAGCCAUCUUCAUUCACAUCAGAGAACUCACACAAGGGAGAAACUAUAUAGGUUUGAAAUGUGGACAGUGUUUCAAUAGGAAUUACAGGAACCCCAGUGGGGAGAAACCAUGUAAAUUGUGCCCCUGUGGAAAGGACUUUGGUCAGAGGACAAGUCUAUAUUCACAUCAGAUAAGUCAUAGAACGGAGAAAUGAUUUAAAUGCACAAGGUAUGGAAAAUGCUUCACCAGUAGCAGGACUUUGCUUAAAUAUCAAACAUGUGACAGCCACCUAGAGUGGUCAAAAUGACUAGAUAGGCGGGGUAUAAAUAAAAUAAAUAAAAAGAAAUAAAUAAAUUUAUGAAAUUAUUCUAAGCAUUUGACUAUAAAGCUCUGUCUACCUCUCUGUCAGCUGCCUUUCCAUAUCUGUCAGAACUCAGGAAAAAUGAUAUUGCAGUAUACAUAAUGUCCGUAGAUAAGUGGUGUGUAGAGGCAGAAUGCAUGCCCACCAGUUACAGUAUUACCUCGACUUGCGAACGUCUCCACGUACAAACAUUUUGAGUUAUGAACGGCUUCAUUCGCAAAA
Messenger RNA from Pogona vitticeps (central bearded dragon), 2511 nucleotides. NCBI's taxonomy places the organism in Eukaryota, Metazoa, Chordata, Lepidosauria, Squamata, Agamidae. The record is from RefSeq and is a predicted model, not a curated record.